AUGGGAAGAGAGAAACAAGACGAAGCCGGAGGUGUGGAGAAGGCUACUAUUCCACUGUUAAAGGAUCAAAAUGCUGCAGAGGAGAAAGAGGGAGAAAUAAAGAGAGAGAUAUGGAUGGAGACGAAGAAGCUAUGGCGUAUCGUUGGACCAGCCAUAUUCACCAGAGUCUCGACCUAUGCGAUCUUCGUCAUCACUCAAGCCUUUGCUGGCCACCUUGGCGAGCUCGAACUAGCCGCCAUCUCCAUCGUCAACAACGUCAUCGUCGGCUUCAACUACGGCCUCUUCAUCGGAAUGGCGACUGCGUUGGAAACGUUGUGCGGUCAAGCGUUUGGAGCGAAGAAGUAUGACAUGUUGGGAGUGUAUUUGCAGCGAUCUUGGAUAGUUCUCUUCUUAUGCUCCAUCUUACUCCUCCCUAUGUACUUUUUUGCCACCCCGAUUCUUAAGUUCUUCGGCCAGCCUGACGACAUUGCCGAGCUCUCCGGCACCAUCGCUCUUUGGGCCAUUCCUACCCAUUUCUCCUUUGCUUUCUUUUUCCCUAUCAACCGAUUCCUACAAUGCCAGCUCAAGAAUAUGGUGAUUGCAAUCUCGUCUGGAGUGGCACUUGUAGUUCACAUAUUUGUGUGCUGGCUCUUUGUGUACCGUCUUAAUCUUGGAGUCGUAGGAGCCAUCGCUACAGCUAACGUGUCAUGGUGGCUCAACGGCUUCAUCUUAUUUACUUACAUCACUUGUGGUGGCUGUCCUCUCACCUGGACCGGUUUCUCCAUGGAAGCUUUCACUAAACUGUGGGAAUUCACUAAGCUCUCUGCGUCAUCCGGAAUCAUGCUUUGCUUGGAGAAUUGGUAUUAUAGGAUCUUAAUUGUGAUGACUGGAAAUCUGGAGAACGCGAAAACUGUUGUCGACUCUAUGUCUAUUUGCAUGUCGAUAAAUGGUUUGGAGAUGAUGGUUCCACUUGCUUUCUUCGCCGGGACCGGCGUACGAGUGGCGAAUGAAUUAGGAGCAGGCAAGGGAAAAAGAGCAAAAUUCGCGAUGGUAAUAUCAGUGACACAAUCGUUGAUCGUUGGAAUAAUCAUAUCAGUGCUCAUAUUAUUUCUUCAUAACCAAAUCGGUUGGAUCUUCUCUUCGAGUGAAAAUGUCAUCAAAUCAGUCAAUAACCUCUCUCUACUUUUAGCCUUUUCGAUUCUUCUCAACAGUGUGCAUCCGGUUCUUUCUGGUGCUGCGGUUGGUUCGGGGUGGCAAUCACUAGUAGCAUUUAUAAAUUUGGCAUGUUAUUAUUUUAUUGGACUUCCACUCGGAUUUAUCAUGGGCUGGAUUUUCAACUCAGGUGUUAAGGGAAUUUGGGCUGGUAUGAUAUUUGGAGGAACUGCGAUGCAGACAUUGCUAUUGAUUUUCUUUACUAUGAGAUGUAAUUGGGAGAAAGAGGCACAAAAAGCAAGUAUGAGCGUUAAAAAAUGGUCGGUCUCAGACGCAAGACCAGUGUAA
This is a messenger RNA of Microthlaspi erraticum, 1479 nucleotides long. NCBI's taxonomy places the organism in Eukaryota, Viridiplantae, Streptophyta, Magnoliopsida, Brassicales, Brassicaceae. The record is from the annotation of a GenBank genome assembly.